Colletotrichum scovillei is the source of this 1627-nucleotide messenger RNA. RefSeq lists its product as uncharacterized. The transcript has 2 exons. Lineage: Eukaryota; Fungi; Ascomycota; Sordariomycetes; Glomerellales; Glomerellaceae. Gene Ontology annotation, molecular function: nucleotide binding. The coding region runs from base 327 to 1556 and encodes 409 amino acids. The record is from RefSeq and is a predicted model, not a curated record.
CUUUGAUGUUAUCGGCCUAAUUGCCCGUUGAACCCCGCCGGGAUUGAGCUAACCCUUCCGUUUCCUUGUGCUGCUACGUCGUCUCAUGUCCGUCGGCGGACCAAAGCCGGUGAGGAGAAACAUCCCAUGCCUUGCAACACCAGCCCCCAGAUUGUUAAUCAACUUUCCCCUGCAUAUGUCUGUUGGUUCACUCAUCACUCAAUUAGUUUCAUUCUAGCUCUCAUAAAUACUCGCGAGUAGCUGGAGUUGCGAACUGAGUUCAAUUGACUGAGCUGUAAUCUGUAAUCACACAUAGCCCCCUUCCUGCGUAUCUCACCUUCACCAUCAUGGCCUCCGUUUUCGGCUUCCUACGCCGCAACUAUCUCAUCUUCAACCCGCCCGUUGCACCAAAGCAAGAUGGCGCCAUCCGUUUCGGCGUCCUGGGCGCAGCCAACAUUGCACCAAUGGCCCUCAUCAUCCCGGCCAAAACUCACCCGGACGUCAUAGUCCAAUCCAUUGCCGCCCGCGACCGUAAAAAGGCCGAGGCCUUUGCCGCGAAGCACGGCAUCCCGGACGUAAAGGACUCGUACCAGGCCGUCAUUGACGACCCCGAGCUCGACGCAAUCUACGUCCCGCUGCCCAACGGCCUGCACUACGAGUGGGCCCUCAAGGCGCUGCAGGCGGGCAAGCACGUCUUGCUGGAGAAGCCGUCCGUCUCCAACGCCGAGGAGGCCGAGACCCUGUUCCGGCUGCCGCUGCUCAAGGAGAAGGGAGCACCCGUCCUGCUGGAGGCGUUCCACUACCGCUUCCAGCCGAGUUGGCAGUACUUCAUGGGGCUUGUUGACAAGGAGAACGUCGAGCACGUGCAUGCGCGGGCGUAUAUCCCCUGGUUCGCGCUCGGGGACGACGACAUCCGGUUCCAGUACGGUCUUGCCGGCGGCGGGCUGAUGGAUUUGGGCACGUAUACCGUCUCGAGCAUCCGGCAGACGUUUGGCGUCGAGCCCGAGGAGUGUCUGACGGCCAAGUUCAAGACGAUGCCGCCGCCGGAGGAGAGGGCGGAUUACGCGUGGGACAUCACGUGGCGGAUGGCCAACGGCGGGACGGCGCACGCCGAGGGUGCGUUCCGGACGGGGACGUUGGGGAUGGGACUGCCGCGGCUGAGCGUCGUGCACAAGGAGGUCAGGAUUGUUGACGACAAGUUGCCCGCGGGCCAGGAGAAGACGCGGAAGCGGACGAUUGAGUUUGCGAAUUUCAUGCUGGGCGGGAUCUGGCACCGCAUCGACGUCGUGGACGAGUUUGUGGUGAGGCGGACGGGCUCGGGCGAGGUGGUCAAGAGGUGGAUGGAGAAGACGUCCAAGAAGGCGUAUACCUUUGACGAGGCCGGGUUGGCGGGCAAGGGCGAGGAGUAUUGGUUCACGUACCGGCAUCAGCUGGAGCAGUUUGUCAACCGCGUCAGGGGCAGGGAGACGAGCGUGUGGGUUGAUGGGGAGGAUAGUAUUAGCCAGAUGAGGAUGAUUGAUAUGGCGUAUGUGAAGGCUGGGUUGCCGCUUAGAAAGUCGACUGGUGUUACGAUUUAGGGGGAACGGUUUAAUGAUGGUCCUUUGAGAUUAUUGAUGCGAAUUCUCGCCCCGGUCAAAUAUCAUGGGGA